AUGCUUGAAAAUGAGUAUCUAAAGCAGCGAAGUAUGACAAUCGGUGAUAUAACAUUAUUGCAUAAUCAAAGCAUCAUACACAACUUCGAUAAGCCAUUAUCUGACUUUUUAUUCAAAGAUGUGGAAAAUACAGAAACUCAGAGCGACCAAGGCGACCAAGUUUCUGAUGUGGAUGUAACAUUUCAAUUAUGUUCAUUAGUUUUCGUUACGACACCAAACAAUCGUCAAACCCUUCAAUUCCCAAUCAAAAAUGAUUUGAUACCCAUUAAAAAUCUCAUCGACUUUACUCGUGAAAAAUAUGUCAUGAAUGAGAGAGACAAGUGCAAUUUAACUACAAUCUUGAUGGAAAUAUUGGAUGAAAAUGCUGUUCUGUCCGAGAUAAAUGCCAAAAAGUAUAUUCUGUUGAAAGAAAACGAAACUUGUUUCGUUACCGUUGAAACAAAAGACGCUGGGAACAACGUACAAAAAAUGGUGAGCCGAACAGCUACAAUCGCAAAUACACGACAAAUGUUCCAAAUUCUGCUCGAUCAGAACCUCAUAUCUCAAGAUGAUUUUAUUCCGACUGAAGAAACAGCGCUUUCUACAUUACUAUUUCCAAACACAACAUUAAUCACGUUCACAGUGGACAAUUUAACAUGUGAGCGUAUUUGUGAAAUUGGAUUUGUAGCUCUACGUGAAGACGCAACAUUGUACGACCUAUGCCUGAAAACUGUUGUGCUAGAUAAAUCACUAACACUCAAUAAAAUAAAUGAAGCAAACGAAUCGAUGGUUAUUGGUGAUGAAAACGAAUUUCAACUAGUUUGUGUUGCUCAAACAAAAUGCGUAGUUACCCUCAUGCUUGAUGAUCACCAUGAACACAAUGUUGUCGAGCUAUUCUGUGAUUCGAUAACGCCAAUCAAAUAUUUGUUUGAAACAGGAUUUUACAAAGUAGAGCAACAUCACAGUAGUCAGGAAGAACAGUCAGAUUUUGCCAUGUAUUACGAGCAUAUUGCUACGGAUUUGGAUCUUACAGUUCACAAUUUUUCAGAUGCAUUACCGGUUGAGAGAGCUCCUUUAGGUGAUAUUCUACAUUUUACAAUUAAAAAGACAAACCAAUAUCGAAGUUUUCUUGAAACGUCAUAA
Molecule: messenger RNA, 1122 nt
Organism: Didymodactylos carnosus
Lineage: Eukaryota; Metazoa; Rotifera; Eurotatoria; Philodinida; Philodinidae
Source: the annotation of a GenBank genome assembly